Molecule: messenger RNA, 1501 nt
Organism: Aedes albopictus (Asian tiger mosquito)
Lineage: Eukaryota; Metazoa; Arthropoda; Insecta; Diptera; Culicidae
Product: zinc finger protein 808
Exons: 3
Coding region: 219-1454 (411 amino acids)
Biological process (GO): regulation of transcription by RNA polymerase II
Cellular component (GO): nucleus; chromosome
Molecular function (GO): zinc ion binding; chromatin insulator sequence binding
Source: RefSeq, a predicted model, not a curated record
AAAUUAUUGCAAGCUGCACCAGUUAAUUUUAUAUCCAAGAAGUGCCGUAGAGCUGGGCCGAUUAUGCAGCUCUAAAACAUUUCUGUGUUAUGAAGUUUGGGCGUGAACUGAAUAAUAUUUUUGUCGGGUUGAAGAGAAGAAUUUUUCAACAGCAUAAACGGAUAUCCCGUUCUAAACACGAACUAUAGUUUUAUGUGGUGGCGAACACAAGAUAAAGGAUGGAAAAGACUUGCAAUUUUUGCGCUUACCAAGAUGAAAGCGUCUUCGAACUCGAGAAAGAUUAUUACACGGACAAGUUAUCCACUAUACGCAUAGCGGCAAGGCAUUUGUGGUUUACGCACGACGAGCUAAAAUCAUUCUACAUUUGCAAUACCUGUCGGAGCAAGCUUCUGGAGUUUCAUCACUUUUACUGCCAAGUUAGAAAGCUCUACUCUGCAAAACCAGUAGUAGAAAAAAGCAAAUCGGAAUCCGUUCCAAUAACUACCACAGAUGAGAUUGAGCUUAAACCAGCUGUUGUAGAACCAGGACCAGUGGAAGACGACGUGGAAAAUCUUUCCAAUGAUCACGAUCAAGAAUCAAUGGAUGCAACAGAAAGCGGUAAUCAUUCCAACGAAAAGCUUUCCAAAGAUCCACCAAGAGAGAUAGAAUACCUCCCAAUAAUCACCGAUGAAGACAUUCGCAUCUUCUGUCAAAUGGCAUGUCACAUCUGCUCGGAAGAAUUCGAUUACUUCGAAGAUCUCAAGCAUCAUUGCGCCCAAGAACACGACACGAAGUGCUACGUGCACUGCUGUAACAGUCGCUUAGAUGCAUUACACAAGGUUAAGGAUCACAUACUUAUUCAUCUCAAGCCAGACACUUUUCGAUGCAACAAGUGCGACAAAAAUUUCACUACAAAAACUAGCCUAACCCGACACUUGAAGACUGCUAGUCACCUUUCCGCAAACGAUCAGGUUUUCGAAUGUAACCUGUGCUCCAAAAAGUAUCCCGGGCAGCAAAUGCUAGACGAUCACAUGCAGUCUCACCAGAAUGAAACCACCAUUCACAAAUGCACCCAAUGCCCGAAAGAAUUCCCUUCAUUUGAAAAGCUUGCCUUUCACACUGGAGUUGUUCACAAUACCAACGAAAUGUCGCAACAUUGUAAGAUUUGUAAUAAACUGUUCGAUAAUGUGGAAACCUUCAACGCCCAUCGAGGUACGAACUUAUGUGUCGAUCCACAACUAGCUGACGCUGUGAGAGUGGGGCGGAUAAGUGUACGAAAGUGUAUGCUUUGCGAAAAAACUUUCCAACGGAAGCGGACAUACAGGGAGCACAUGGCACUCCAUGCCGGAGAACUUGCGUUCUCGUGCGAUUUCUGCGAUAGAUCGUACAAAAACGAGACCUCGAUGUAUUUGCAUCGGAAGCGAAAGCACCCCGAAGAGUAUAAAAGGAUGAAGAUGGCGCAGGUGCCCGGGUGAUUCUUUACUGGAGAUUGUCUUAUUUAUAAAUAAAACCAUGAGCUUUA